This is a messenger RNA of Mucor velutinosus, 717 nucleotides long. RefSeq lists its product as uncharacterized. NCBI's taxonomy places the organism in Eukaryota, Fungi, Mucoromycota, Mucoromycetes, Mucorales, Mucoraceae. The transcript is spliced from 4 exons. The coding region runs from base 1 to 717 and encodes 238 amino acids. The record is from RefSeq and is a predicted model, not a curated record.
AUGGACGUUUACGAUACAACUGCUGCUCAUUCAGUGUCUGAUGAUGGCAUCUCCAAUUGCGAAGAAGUGAUAACGCGCAUUGUUACAGACUUGUUUUCCUAUGAUGAUAUCAAAAGAAGACGUAUAUUUGACCACUAUUAUUUUCCAAAUGCCACAUUUACAUCGCCUAUAUUGAGGACUGAAGGCGUGCACAACAUCAAACACGUCCUGCUGGUAUGGAAGACACUCAACAAAGAGCAGCCGCAGAUAAACAGCAUUUGCUUCAAUGGAAAGACAUGUGUUGUGUUCCUGACGCAAACACUGUGUCCCAGAAUGUUUCCCUGGAUCAAAAUAGCAUUGCCAGUUACUGUUGUACUAGAAUUCAAAGAAACAGACAAAGACAGCGGAUUGCUCAAGAUUGAAACACAUCAAGAGCAGUGGACAAUCGAGGGUAUAUUGAAGGCAAUCCCAUUUGUAUCGUUUUGGUAUGACCACGUCGUACGCACGAUGAUUGGUAAACUGCUCUCUGCUACUGGAGAAGCAGUGUAUACGGCAACAGAAACAGCAAGCUUACUUGUAUUGAGGAGCAAAGAAAUUGAAGACGCCAAACGAAGGCUAGAGUCUGGUGCUUAUGUAGUGAUCGAUGAUAAUGACAAUGGCAUUGAUCAGAGCAAAAAACAAGAGCAAGUGAUGAUGCUGAGGAUCAAACACUCGUCGUUCUCUUCCACUGCCUCUUGA